AUGGAUAUUUAUGAUGAGUUAUAUGACGGGAACUAUAAACACACUGGUUGUGAUGGAAAACAUAGAACUAAGAAAGGAGCAAUAAAUUGUGAAUCAUGUGUAAAAAUUGCACAAGUUCGAGAAAAAUGCCGUGCUAGUCGAUCACGAACUCAUAUAAUUCAAGAGGAAAACACUGAACCCAUUCUUGAUAUUACAAAGAAGUCAUUUAAAGAGUAUUUAAAGUUAUGUGUACGCAGGAUCAAAAAGUUUGCAGCUACGGGGUUUGCACGAAUCAAUGCAUUUAGACGAGAUGAUAUAUCAAAUAUAGUUUUUGUAAUGGUAGAUCGAACAAACAGCCGUUCACGUUGUUCAUUUCUACGUAUUGAUUCAAAUGGGAACACACAAAGGAUCCCUAGAGAUUCUUUUCUUGGAACAAAUCUUUUUAAUUCAUUACCUAAUAUUCUUUCACCAGACCAACAUAGCUAUCAACAAAAAAUAUCCCAUAAUCUACCCUAUCAUACGAAUGGCUGUAGAAGACCACAUGCACCACAAAGACUUAGAUUCAAUAUUACUUCGCCUAUAUUAUCUAUUCAAUCUAUAGAUUCUACUCGUGUAAAUGUUUCUAGUAGAGACACUGAAUCAUGCGAUAAUAAUUACAAUGAAAAUGAAUUCAAUAAUUCUUCUUAUGAUGCAUCAGAAACAGCGACUUCUCAAAUUUUUUCUACAAAAGCACAAUUAUCACAAUCAUCAUCUUUAUCAAAUAAUCAAACAGAUAUAAAUACACCUACACCAUGCCCCAUAAAAAAUGUAUCUUCAAACAGUGUUUUAAAAUGUAUGAAUCCAGUAAAAAUUAAAAAUAAUUUUGAAUAUAUUGCUAAUGUUACAGCAAAAUCUAAUACUAGGCUUUCUUCUGUUCAAGAAUUUUGUAACCUUGAUAAAGAAAUGAGAUAUAUGCGUCUUCAACAAGCUAUAUCACAUGAACUUAGAGAUUUGGUUGCAGCUAAUAACAGCUUAGAAAGUUAUAAUGAUCCUGCUCUGAAUAUUACGAAAACUGUAAAUACUUAUCCAAACAUUUCUUAUGAAACCUCUACAUCAAAAUCCAAAAGAUAUGGUAAAAUAUUCUCAUCACCAGAAAAACAUUUUCUUAACCAGACUGAAUUUUUCUUAACACCACAUAAUAUAAAAAUGAAAAAUCGUUCUGCUUUUGUUAUGGAAUCAGUUCACUCUCAAAAUCAUAUUCUAGAUUCUCCUAAAUCCUCUACAACAUUUGAUAAAGAAAGCGAUACUUCACUGCCUUUAAGAACUUCUACUGAUUCUACUGUUGUUUCUUCAACAACUGUCUCUAUAAAAAGACAAAUUUUCUCAAAAAUUGCAAAAGGAAGAAAUGCUCUUAUUCCUCCUAAGCUUCCUGUUUCAAAAAAUAUAAAUAAAAUGCCUUCUUUAACUAAUACAAAAUUAAAUAAAGGAAAUCUAGGAACUGUCAGCAGACUUGUUGAGCUUUUUGAAGGUCUUACUUGGAAUGAAGAAAUAAAACGACCAAAGCCAGUACAAUAA
This is a messenger RNA of Pneumocystis jirovecii RU7, 1533 nucleotides long. RefSeq lists its product as uncharacterized. Lineage: Eukaryota; Fungi; Ascomycota; Pneumocystomycetes; Pneumocystales; Pneumocystaceae. The record is from RefSeq and is a predicted model, not a curated record. The transcript is spliced from 2 exons. Bases 1 to 1533 code for a protein of 510 amino acids.